Messenger RNA from Chondrus crispus (carragheen), 723 nucleotides. RefSeq lists its product as hypothetical. The record is from RefSeq and is a predicted model, not a curated record. The transcript has a single exon. Lineage: Eukaryota; Rhodophyta; Florideophyceae; Gigartinales; Gigartinaceae. The coding region runs from base 1 to 723 and encodes 240 amino acids.
AUGGGAUAUGUGGCAGGCGUUUCCGAAGUCCAGGCCCCCAUCCUGCCCGACUCCACGCAUAAUUCGCCUUUCUCUCGCGAGGGCGGCAAUGCACUGCCAAGCCCAAAUCCCUCCACCUCGUUUUCUGAGUGGUCAGCCCUCAGUGAGAGCCUCAUUGCCAUGCAGAAUCAACAUGCACCUCUCACACGCGACUGCAUUCACUUUUUGCCGGAGCUUGAGCCAGGCACACUCUUGGUUGCCAAUCCGAACACAAAAUCUUGCGAACUCCGACACUUGCAGAAUGCCGUUGUCUUGGUGAUAGGCUACGACGAGGGCCAUGGAACGAUUGGCAUCAACUUGACUUGCUUGUGUCACUCGGAGCUUCCCGUACCUCCUCUCGAGCUGGUGAGUGUGCCAUUGCGAAUUGGCGGCGACUCACUAUCAGAGGAAGUUGUUGGCCUGUAUAAAACGCCUGAAGGCGUUCCAGACUUUCCCGGGACGUUAGUCAAGGGGCUAUCAUUUAUUUUUGGUUUCAGUACGAUUCUACACGGCGUCAAUCAUGGGAAUGUUGAUAAGACCCAUCUUCGGAUGUAUCACUUCCGUCAGCAUUGGGGACGUGGAGAACUGGAGGCACAAGUUAAGCAAGAGGCUUGGAGCAUAGUCGCGGUACCGAGCAACUACAUUUUUGAUCUCAAACCAGACGAAAUAUACACGUUUUUGGUGAAUGCACUAGACUUAGGAUGA